CUGCUAGCUAAGGAGAUCAAGACAUAUAUUUUUUAUUUUUGCAAUUGAACAAGUAGCUUUGGUGGUCCCAGAGAAGGGAAGAAAGAAAGCCAUUCUCUGAGGUCUUUGAUAGCAGGUUUCUGUUGGACAGCGGUAUAAGAUCCUGGAUGAGGACCUUAUUUUCCCCUGCUGAAGUGGAAACCUGUUGCUCUGCAGCUGAGAACUAGGACAGACACAUUGUUUGGUGGUCUUCUUAGAAUUGAAUUGAUGAAAUAAGGAUGGAUUUCAGGCUGGGGAAGAAUUGAUGCUGAGAAAAGAGAUAGUCCAACAUCUGAAAUCCUCUUGAGUCGUAACACUUCUGGCUAUACAGUGUCCCGUUUAUUUGUGUGUACGUUUGAGUCUGUGAGUUUGAAUGUGUGUGAGAAAUGAGGAGGUUUGAUUGUGUGAUAGUCUGAGUGUUUUAAGAGAGUACGUGAGAGUGAGAGAGAGAGAGAGAGAGAGAGAGAGAGAGAGGAAUUUGAUUUUGUGAUCGUGUGAGAGCGAGUGAGGGAGGCAGAAGAACACAAGCCUCUGCCUGCGGGUGGAGACAGUGCGCAGCAGCAAGUCUUCUUAGUCAGGAGCACUCUGACUUGGCUUGUCUUCACUGCUUUACUCAGUGCUACUACAGAGCAGCAGGCAAGCCGCCUACCUACAUCUCACAGAAGAGACCGGACUAAGUAAGUCUGUCACCCAGGUUUGGGUUUGGAUCUUUCUUUUUACAUUACUUUACUCCAACUCUGUUUCUUGGAUCCAAAGACAAGGGCUGCAGAGCAGACGGGAGAGGCUAGAGAUCUCUCUGGCCGGUCAACAGAAUGCAUCUGGUGGUGGAGUCCCCUCAGGAGGCUGUGCUAAAGAUGCUGCCCUAUUUUGUUGAGAACGCCGUGCUGACCCAGAGCGAGAGAUGCUGCAUCCUGAGCGAGAGCUUCUUCAUGGUGAAGGGUGCCGCCCUCUUCCUGCAGCAGGGCAGCAGUCCUCAGGACCAGAAAGCACAUCCCCACCACAAACAUGCAGGAGACUUACCUCAGCACCUGCAGGUGAUGAUCAACAUUCUUCGCUCGGAGGACCGAAUCAAACUGGCGGUGCGGCUGGAGAGUGCCUGGUCAGACAGAGUGCGUUACAUGGUGGUGGUGUACACCAGCGGACGACAGGACACAGAGGAGAACAUCCUGCUGGGCAUAGACUUCAGCGACAAGGACAGUAAAAGCUGCUCCGUUGGCAUGGUGCUGCCUCUGUGGAGUGACACAAAGAUCCAUCUGGAUGGAGACGGGGGUUUCAGUGUGAACACAGUGAGCCGGAAUCAUGUCUUCAAACCUGUGUCUGUACAGGCCAUGUGGUCGGCUCUGCAGAUCCUCCACAAGGUGUGUGAGGUGUCCCGCAGGUACAACUACUUCCCCGGGGGAAUGGCCCUCACCUGGAUGGGUUACUAUGAGAGCUGCAUCGCCUCAGAGCAGAGCUGCAUCAACGAGUGGAACGCCAUGAGAGACCUGGAGACCUUGCGGCCUGACUCCCCCACCAUGUUUGUCGACAAGCCCACAGAAAGGGAGCGGACAGAGUGCCUUAUCAAAGCCAAGCUCCGUAGCAUCAUGAUGUUCCAGGACCUGGAGAACGUCACCUCUAAACAGAUACGGACGGAGCUGGAGCAGCAUAUGAGCUGUAACCUGAUGCAGUACAAGGAGUUCAUCGACAACGAGAUGCUGCUGAUCCUGGGCCAGAUGGACAAGGCAACACUCAUAUUUGAGCACCUCUAUCUGGGAUCUGAAUGGAAUGCCUCCAAUCUGGAAGAGCUUCAGGACACUGGGGUGGGCUAUAUCCUCAACGUCACCAGGGAGAUAGAUAACUUCUUCCCAGGAACAUUCUCCUACCACAACAUACGGGUGUAUGACGAAGAGGAUACAGACCUGCUGGCCCACUGGAACGAGACUUACAACUUCAUAGUUAAAGCAAAGAAGAACCACUCCAAGUGUCUGGUCCACUGUAAGAUGGGUGUCAGCCGCUCGGCCUCCACCGUUAUUGCUUACGCCAUGAAGGAGUAUGGUUGGUCACUGGAGAAGGCCUUCAACUUUGUCAAGCAGAAGAGAAGCAUCACACGGCCCAACACAGGCUUCAUGAGACAGCUGGCUGAGUACGAGGGCAUCCUGGAUGCCAGUAAGCAGCGUCACAACAAGCUGUGGCGUCCUGACCGCCCCGACCCAGACUGUGACCUCCAUGAGGGCCAGCAGGCCCAGUGCUGUGGGGGGGAGGACCCAGGGAACCGGACCCCUGAGCCGGGAAUGUCCCCCUGCUAUGAGGAAAAGGGGGCGGCAUGUCCCCUUUCCCCCUGCAGGAUGAUCAGUCUGGAGGUGGACCCCGCCUACAACAACUACUACUUCCGCAGGCUGUCUGACUCGGCCCUGGACAGUGACCCCUCCACGCCGGUGCGCGCUCUGCCCCUCCUGGACAUGGAGCGGGUCUUCAUAGAGAUAGAGGACGUGGAGCGCGAUGCCCUGCUGGAUGACGAGGCCUUUGAGGGGCGAGAGGGCCUGCCGCUGCCACACUUUGGGCUGGCUGGGGUGGGGGCGGCGGCCCAGACCUCUUGCCGAGGACCAGAGCCCCUGGAAGAGCUGCGCCUGCGUCUGGAGUUCAGCACCGUAGAGGAGGAGGAUGAGGAGGAGGUUCAGAAAGAUGAGGCAGAGAUGGAGGCGUUAGCACACCCAGGAGGAAGAUUGGGGAGUGCAGGAGGAGGUGAUGGUGAAGGAGAGGUGGAGAUGGUUCAGGAAGAGGAGGUAGAGAAGGAGGGCAAUGGGCUGGACCUGGUAACCCUGAACCAGAACUCCAACAAUAACAACCACUUUAAUACCCUGUCCAGACUCAAUGACACUGUUCCUUCCAAACCCGCUCACCCAGUCAAGCCUUCAGCCCUCUCGCGAUCAGACAACAAGCCCAGCCAUAACAUAGAUUCACUGACCCAGGAUGCUGAUCUCUGCCUUAACCCCACACACCUCCCCAGCGUGCCCAGUGUCUCUGUGGAGGUUCCAAGUGCCACUCUCCCUCUCCCACUUACCUCCCCCGACACACCCUGUUCCCUCAGCCUGCUGCACCCCUGUGGCCCUCUGUGUGACUGUGCUGCUCCGCCCUCUACACUUCUGCCUGAAGCCCAGGACUCCCCCUGCUCUCUGACAUCUGAGGACAUGGCUGGUGAGGCCGAGGGUGAGGAAGGGAAGCUUUUAGGGGUCUCUGAGCCUCUCCCUGUCCCUGAGCUGCUGGGACUGAGCCUGGAGGAGAAGAGGCCGGCGGUGGCCUGCUACGUGACCCAGCAGCAGGAGACUCUAGUGCAGCUACAGAGGUCAGGGCUGGUCCGCCGGAGGGCAGAGAGGCUGGAGAGGCUGUCAGGUCUGUCCCAGGAGGGGCUUCAUCCCUUGGAGCCUCUAGACAGCCCCCACUCAGGAGCCAGGGAGGGUCCCAGUCCUGUGGAGGUGGAGUUCUCAGCCUUCCCAGAAGACUUCCCCAAGUCCUCCACACCAUGCCCAGUGUCCCUAGAGCUGCUGGUGGUUCCUCUGACUAACGAGGCCCUGCUGGGUGCAGUGGGGUCUGGGGGGCUGACGCCCAACUCUUCCCCCCAUGGCUCCACACUGACACGUAGCUCCAGCAGUGACAGCAUCCGCAGUGUCAGGGGCAAACCCGGCCUGGUGCGCCAGAGGGCUCAGGAGAUCGAGGCCCGCAUGCGGCUGGCCGGCCUCACCGUGCCCUCAAGCCUCAAACGCUCCAACUCACUGGCCAAACUGGGCAGCCUCAACUUCUCGGCUGAAGACCUGUGCUCCGUCUGCUCCUCGGAUGCAGGCACCCUCCUGCUCCUCUCUCUUUCCCCAGAGCCAGGCCUAGAAUGGGAGUGCCCCUCCACCUCUUCCUCCGCCCAGCCCAGAGCACACAGGGACCAGACCACCCCAGAGAGAGCACUGUCCGGGGGUCCCAGGAGCUGACAGGAAGGAUGGAGGGACACUCCUCCACCCAUCCCUCCAUCCCCCACUCUGAGCUGGGGAGGGUCACACAGAUUUUGGAGAGGGGAGAGGGACAGUCUUAAAAAACAAAUGUGUAUAUAGAAUUAUACAUGUAUAAAUAAACAUUUGCAUAAUAUAAAUAUAUAUUAAUAUAAAUCCACAUCAUAUUUAAGGAAAAAUAAACAGAAUCCAAAUAUUAUACCAUAAUCCAGAUGGUAUCUUGGUUAAAGGCUGUUCUUGCAUGGAGCGCAAUGAAAGUGUGUGCAAAGAUGAACCUCAUACUUAAGACCUGGUCUCCAUCAGGACUUAAAGUGGUUUUCAUGUCUGGUCCUCUGCCUUUCUAGCUGUCCAGAGAUCAGAGUUACAGCUUCAUCAUUAUCAUCAUCAUAAUCAUAUUAUCAUCAUCAUAAUCAUUAUCAUCACCAUCAUAUACCCUGCCUUUCACAAGCAGAUACAUUUUGUUUUUAUCACAAACUUUAUCAUCACAGUUUUUUGUUGACUUUGCCAUUGGUUAAUGUUAGUUGUGGUGUGUUUUGAUUUAGUGCUGCCUUAGUCAGAGUUGAUCAUCAGAUGAUAUUGAUUUUGCGCUAUCAUUGGGUAUAGAGCUCCCGAAGUUUCACCAUGUGCCGAAAACAAAGGGGAGAAGUGGGUGUAGUUGUCUGUGUUGUAUUUGUCACUGCUAUCUUGGGUUCAGUAAGCAAUAUGAGACGCACAUAGACCGUAAACUUGUCAUAACACAAACAGCACCAUUAAUUCGGUGUGCAUCAUGUAUUUUGGAGAGAAACGUUGUGAUAGGUCAAAUGUAUGUGACAUCAUCAUAUCGGGUAUGCUAAAAGGUUUUCUUCCUCUUUUCACCUCAGUGUUAAUGACUAUCCGUUACAGGUUGGAGGCUGUUACCAACGAUGUGAUAUUAGAAAUGUCUUAAAAAAAUCAUACAAGCAUAGAAUCUAGCUCCUCUGCUUCUGAGCCUGCGUUGUAUUUUGGUAUUUGUAUAAAAAAGUGAAUCAAUCA
Salmo salar (Atlantic salmon) is the source of this 5003-nucleotide messenger RNA. RefSeq names its product protein phosphatase Slingshot homolog 1. NCBI's taxonomy places the organism in Eukaryota, Metazoa, Chordata, Actinopteri, Salmoniformes, Salmonidae. Gene Ontology annotation, biological process: negative regulation of actin filament polymerization; protein dephosphorylation. The record is from RefSeq and is a predicted model, not a curated record. Gene Ontology annotation, molecular function: phosphatase activity; actin binding.